GCUUCUUGACGCAUCCAGUCAUAUAAAAAGCUGGAUUUAUGCCCUUCAAAGCGAACCGUCCACAGCUCUGUGUCGUCUAACGAACACCAACCACAAUUACCCAGCUCAGCAUUCUUCGCAGUGUCCACUGUUCAAAGAAGGUUUCGUUUAUUUACAAAGAUCGGCAGUGACGUUCGGCGUCUCGCAUACAUACACACACACAAGCGUGUUGAAUUAGUACAAGUCCAAAGGACGGGUUUGUCAAUUCCUUGCUCAUUGAGCCGUUAAGUGUCGUCUCCGUGACCCACACGUUACCUCAUUAGGGCCUUUAUAAGUUUAUUUUUGUUUCUUUCACUUCGGUCCUUUCCUUAGCACAACACAUUUUCUUUGUGUCGGUGUCGGUUCAUAUUUAACGGAUCGUCUUAUCUAGCGUUUUCGCUUGGGAAUCUAUUUUUUUAUUAAUUACGACGAGAAUUCAGCUGAAUUCUUCGCUCGAAAGUAUUUAGACCAAGUCAGUAAUACGACUCAAUUGUGUCGUCCUUUCCUUUCCGACGCUUUCCUAGUCUUUAUUAGGACAAUUCCGUUCUUCUGUUUUUCAAUUAUUCCUUUCUGUCUUCUGUUUAACCCCGUUUCUGCUUUUAUUUCCCUCCCAACGUUACCAUGGAUCACUUUCGCAAUCUCACAAGCAAAGAGCACCAAAUUCAGGAGCGUAGCAUCGAUGUCGAUGAAUACCGUGCCAGUUUGGCCGACAAAGGUUUCUUCCAGCGACUUCGUCUGCGUAUUAUGAACAAGGGUCGCCAGUUCGACGUAAAUGUCGCUGCUCCUACACAACACGUGUUCGGUGCAAACGAGGAAGAUGAGUCCGUCUACAUUCAAACGAAUUCUACCCUUUCUGAAGACGGUGGUGUCAAGAAGGAUCAGAGCGUGGAAAUUAAAACGGUUGCUGCUGCGAAGCCAACGAAGCCAGCUACCGAGAAAAAGGUCUCCUUUACAUAUGCCAAGUAUCGCCGCCGCACGCUUGCCGGUCGUCUUUUCGACCUGGUGACUGAGUAUAUGGGUUCUGCCAUUGUCUUCUUAAUCACUCUUGCUAUUCUCAUUGCUUGGGCCGUUUGGGGUAUCGUCGCGCGGGCCCCGAAUCAGUGGCAGAUUGUGAUGCAGGACGGCAGUUCCAUUCAGUGUUACAUUUCUGAUACCCUUCUUAUGCGUCAACAACAAAACAACUACACCCAAUUACUUAUCAAUGUGGCCGAGCUCCGUUCCCGUCUUGUCAGCCUUAAGCGCAUGUUCCUUAAACUUCAACACGAUGAAGGCGAGGCUAUACCUGUUGAUGAAAACUACACACCACUCGUCGACCGUGCCGACCUCCAGGACACGGUGGGUGAUGCUGUGAAGUUGCCCGUGGAAAACGUUUUCGACGUCGUCUGUAACUGGAUCAGCAGAGCCACCGGUAGUAUCUAUUCUUCCAUUUUGUACUGGAUUUGUAUUAUCAUUUGGGCUGCUAGCGGUACUCUCAUCGGUUUCAACGACAACUGGCAAUUGUACAUCAACACUGCCGUUGCCGUCGAACUUACAUUCACAUCUGUGUUCUUGCAGAAUACCCGACACCGUCACAUGCGCUACCUUGAGCACUGUCUGUCGGCUAUCAUCCACAUUGACUCUGUCCUUGAACUCGAGUUGAGACGCCAAAGCGGCGACCGUCAAGAAAACCCCAUCUGUGCAAUCAAGUCUAUGAAGGUGUCUCGUAGUUGCCGUGCCAUUGACUACUAUUCUGAUGUUAUUGGUUCGGGUAUUGGUGCCAUCAUCUGUUUUGCUGUGCUUCUUGUCUGGCUUAUUAUGGGUAAGCCCAUGAACUACAGUGAUGAUUGGUGGUUGAUUAUUGGUACUUACACUGGUCUUGUUGGUUUCUUGGAUGGUUUCGUGCUUAGAAAUGUCUACUACCGUCAAGAUACUUACUCUGAUAAUCAGAUUGAGACUCUUAUCGAGGAAGAUGAGGCCAUGUUCCAAACACUCGGCUUCCCUUUGCCAUACGAGAAGACCAAGAUCCCCCAUGCUUUCGGUUAUAAGGUCAGUGAGUUUGUGGGUAACGUUUGUUCGUCCCCCUGGGCUGUUGCCGCCUCUGUCCUUAUUAUCGCUGCUUUGCUGAUCAUCGCCUGCAUUUUGCACUGGAGUACUACUGGUCAAUUGCUUUGCAACACCCCUACUAUGAUUAUCGAAGGCGCCCUGUUAAUUAUCCUCCUUGAGGCCCAUAAUACCGCCAACACCAAGCUCCGUGUCGAGUUCCGUGAGCUUUAUCUUCGCCGCCUGUCUCUUCUCCGUCGUGUCGCAGGCGUCGCCCAGUGAAGUGUACAUGCGUGAUUUAUUUCCUUUUUAUUCGUUUCGUUAGUUCAUAUGUAUAGUUUUUUUUAUUAUGGAUUCGUUUAGACAUGUGAUGAA
This is a messenger RNA of Schizosaccharomyces japonicus yFS275, 2412 nucleotides long. RefSeq names its product iron/zinc ion transporter. Gene Ontology annotation, biological process: transmembrane transport. The transcript has a single exon. Lineage: Eukaryota; Fungi; Ascomycota; Schizosaccharomycetes; Schizosaccharomycetales; Schizosaccharomycetaceae. Bases 640 to 2319 code for a protein of 559 amino acids. The record is from RefSeq and is a predicted model, not a curated record.